Messenger RNA from Benincasa hispida (wax gourd), 3756 nucleotides. Its product is annotated as ATP binding microtubule motor family protein. The record is from RefSeq and is a predicted model, not a curated record. Lineage: Eukaryota; Viridiplantae; Streptophyta; Magnoliopsida; Cucurbitales; Cucurbitaceae. Gene Ontology annotation, biological process: microtubule-based movement. Gene Ontology annotation, molecular function: microtubule motor activity; microtubule binding; ATP binding.
CUUUAGCGCGGCAGUUUUAAUUCGAAAGGCAAAUAAUAAUAUUAUUUUACGGGCGAAAAGGUUACAGAUUAACACCUAACCACGGAAGUCGACGCCAUAACCAUCCCCCCUUGUCUUCUCCACCUCACAAACACAAACCCACUGUAAUAUAUGUAGAUCCACAUAACCAUGUUCAGACAUCAAUAGAAGACUCAGAUUCCUCUCAUUCUCUCAAACUUCAUUUUCAGUGCUUGUACCACUUCCAGUACCACACAGAUUCUGAUCUUCCUUCUCUAGAUUUCACCGCAGUUCAGUUCCACUCAACUUUUACACUGCUUUAGGAUCGAUUCGGUGUGGAUUACUGGAUGGGAAUGCUUCACUGCCUGACUUGAAGUUUGUUGGUGCAGAUCAUUGAGGAGGCAAGGCAGUGAGGUUCUGUCGGCCCUACUGCCGCCUAUGGUCCUAACAUCACUUGAUACAUUGUAGUAUCUAAAUUGUUAUACAUCGGUCGGCAGAAUCUACUAUGGGUAGCUGAAGGAAGAGGCGACGAGGCAUGCUGUCUCUUUGCACAAAGAGAUUCCUUUGUGAAUGGUCUCAAUUUCUUAGUUAUUGAAGGUUUACGGCUUUGAAGCCGAGAGGAGACGACGAGAAAUGGGAGCUGUCGGUGGCGAAGAGCUAAUAAUGGAAGAGACAAGUGGGCGUGAAGAGAGAAUUUUGGUAUCAGUUCGUCUGCGCCCUUUGAACGAGAAGGAGAUUUCAAGGAAUGACGUUUCGGAAUGGGAAUGCAUAAACGACAACACUGUUAUAUGCAGGAAUGCGCUUUCGGUGGCUGAACGCUCCUUGUAUCCAUCUGCGUACACAUUUGACAGGGUAUUCGGUUGCGAUUGCUCGACAAGGAAGGUCUACGAGGAGGGCGCCAAGGAAGUUGCCCUCUCUGUUGUCAGUGGAGUUAACUCAACUAUUUUUGCCUAUGGACAAACAAGCAGUGGGAAAACGUACACCAUGAGUGGAAUCACGGAGUACACUGUCGCAGAUAUAUAUGACUACAUAGAGAAGCACACGGAUAGGGAGUUUCUCUUGAAAUUCUCUGCCAUAGAGAUAUAUAAUGAAUCUGUGAGGGACCUCCUUAGCAUAGACAAUUCUCCUCUAAGACUCCUGGAUGAUCCAGAGAGGGGAACCACGGUUGAGAAACUCACAGAAGAGACUCUGAGGGACUGGAAUCAUUUUAGACAACUUUUAUCUCUUUGCGAAGCUCAAAGGCAGAUAGGGGAGACGUCUUUGAAUGAAGCAAGCUCCAGAUCUCAUCAGAUUCUUAGAUUGACAAUUGAGAGCUCAGCUCGUGAAUUUUUAGGCAAGGACAAGUCGAGUUCUCUCACAGCUACUGUGAAUUUUGUCGAUCUGGCAGGAAGUGAACGUGCAUCUCAGUCGUUAUCAGCUGGUGCACGUCUGAAAGAAGGUUGUCACAUAAACCGUAGUUUGCUUACUCUUGGGACUGUAAUUCGUAAGCUCAGUAAGGGAAGAAAUGGACAUAUUCCUUUCAGGGAUUCGAAGUUAACUCGUAUAUUGCAAUCUUCCUUGGGAGGCAAUGCCAGAACUGCCGUCAUCUGUACCAUGAGCCCUGCUCAAAUCCAUGCUGAGCAAUCAAGAAACACACUGUUUUUUGCAAGUUGUGCUAAAGAAGUUGUCACUAAUGCUCAGGUAAAUGUAGUUGUGUCUGAUAAGGCACUGGUAAAACAAUUGCAAAGAGAAUUGGCAAGAUUGGAAAGCGAGUUAAAAAGCUCUGUACAAACUUCUGGAACACCCGAUUACACAUUAAUUAGAGAAAAAGAUCUCCAGAUUGAAAAGCUCAAAAAGGACUUGAGAGAGCUUACCUUGGAACGAGACUAUGCGCAAUCUCAGGUUAAGGAUCUGCUUAGAAUGGUGGAAGAGGAUAAACCUUCAAUAUCAUCGACGGAUUUGGAUGAUCAGUACCCAAGAUUACGGGUGCAGUCUUCAUGGGACUUUGAGAAUCGCCCAUCUGAGACAACAGUAAUGACAGAUUCUCGAAUCAUCAGAGAUGUUUCUGGAUCUUUUGAUGCAUCUCAGUAUUCAGGAGGACAUAGCAUUAGGUCUGAUGAUAAUUUCACGCAUCUUGUCGAAGUUGAAAAGGAUUUCCUGAAAGGUAAAUCCCCUCCACGAGUAUCAUCGAUGGUUCCCUCUUUGGUUGAUACCCGACAACAUAUGGAGGUCGUAGAAGAACUGUCUUGUGAGAACUCUGAGGAUAUCUGCAAGGAAGUUCGAUGUAUUGAGAUGGAAGAAUCAAGUAUGAAUAGAUACUUAGUUUCUACCAUGUCAGGUUCAAGCCCAGAAAGAUAUAUUAAUUCUACCACUCCGUCUCCUAUAGCGAACACAGCCACCUCAAAAGUAGUUGAUAACGGACAAAGUGAAAAAUGUAAAUUAGAAUCAUCCCCAGCAGAAGAAGAUAGUAAGUCUAACAACUUCAGUCCCUUCUAUGUAAUCCUAUCCCCUGAGAAACCUUCUCCAUGGAAUAUGGAGAAAGAUAUCUGCAACUCUGGACGAUUAAAUCUAACUAGGAGUAGAAGUUGUAAAGCCAGUAUUAUGAGAACCUUAUCUACGGAGAAUAUCAAGGAAUUCCAGGGCACGCCACCAAUUUGGCUUGGAAAAGACUUCGUAGGGCGACCUGAGGGUUUCCAAAUAAAACUUGCUGCAUUGAAAUAUGACGUUGAGUCUGAGAGGUCAUCACUAACUUGUUCUCAAACUUCCCAGAAGAGUGCCUCCAAAGAUGCGCAUGGUAACCAGAAUUUUGAUGUGUUAGAAGACGACAAAAGUGAUGUGACUACUUCAGAGCUAGAACAUGACCAGAUAUCCAAUCUUGAGAGAGAAAAUCGAUUUCCUGAUGCAGCAAAGCAGAUAUCCAACAUUGAGGGUGAAAAACAUCUUCUUGAUGCAACGGUACUUGAGGCUAAGCCACGGCCCAUUGAAUCUGAGAAGAAUGUGGAAGAUGUUGGCAUGGAUCCAAUCCAUAAUGACAACAUGAUAAGUUCUUCAAAAUGGCCGUCGGAGUUUAGUAGUCUUCAAAAGGACAUCAUUGAACUGUGGCAUAUUUGUAAUGUCUCGUUGGUGCAUAGGACCUAUUUUUUCCUUCUAUUUAAAGGUGGCGAUCCAGCUGAUUCUAUUUAUAUGGAGGUUGAGUUCAGGAGACUAUCCUUCCUUAAAGACACAUUUUCUCAAGGAAAUCCAACCAUCGAAAACGGCCAAACACCAACAUCAGCAUCAAGUAUGAAAGCACUUCGGCGGGAGAGACAAAUGUUGUGCAGACAAAUGCAGAAGAGGCUCUCAAAGAAACAAAGAGAGACCUUAUUUGUAGAAUGGGGAAUUGGAUUGAAUUCUAACAAUAGAAGAUUACAAUUGGCUCACCUUGUGUGGAAUGAUACAAAGGAUAUGGAUCACAUAAGAAAGAGCGCAGCCAUUGUUGCUAAACUUGUCAACUAUGUAGAACCAGAUCAGGCCUCUAGAGAAAUGUUUGGUCUUAAUUUCACUCCACGCCAUGAUGCUCGAGGAAUCACCUCCUUUGAGACAAAACAUGAAGGUUGUCUUGUAAUGUAAUAAGCCUAGCUUCUCGCUAAUUAUAUUGUACAGAUUGUAUUGUAAUGUAAUUUGGGUAUUUCUUUUAAUUUGUUCCUUAAUUGGAUAUUUCUAUCUUAUUCUUACUUGACCUAUAUCUUACUAUUAAUUUAAUUGUAAGGAUUAUGUUGACUUAUGAAGUUGCUACAGGAA